AUGUCAACCAACAUCACCAAUUUGAAUGAGGAGAUUGUGAAGCAGAAGAAGGAGAUGGGCAUGCAGCAGAGCAAAAUGGAUCAGUUGGAGAAGAGCAUCAAAAUCAAUGAGCAGAAUUUGGCAACAAAACAGACUGAAAACAGCGACCUGAAAAAGCAGCUUGAAAGUGAGCGAAUGAUUCAGGCCCAGUCUGGCGAGAGCUCCAAAAAGGAAUUCAACAGGAUGAUCACAGCAAAGGAAACAGAAAUAUCAGAAAUGAAAAACAGUCUCAAAUUGGCAGAGGAGAACAAUCAGGCCAUGGCAAAAGAGGUGGAUUCAUUGAAAAAUAGCACUGUUUCAAUUGAGGAGGAAAAUGAGAAGGUGAAAUCAGAAAUCCAAGACAAAAUUGCCCAAAUUACCCAAAUGGCAAACAGCCUGGAAAAGAGCACCAAAGAGAACAAGGAGCUGAGAAACCAAUUUGCCCUUGAAACUGAACAGUCAUCAAAAAUAGUGACCAGACUGAGAAUCGAACUCAGGGAGAGUGGAAAGCUGGUAGAGGAAUUGCAGUCCCAGGGUAACAAGGCCAAGAACACCGAAUACGAGUUGUUGAGUCGACUUGAGGAGGCUGAGGCCGACCUGAAGCACGCAAAAGCAAAGUGCGACCAGGCCCAGUCGAGUUUUGCUGCCCUGGUCGCAGAUACAACCAGAUCACAGGCAGACGAGGCCACCCUGGCUGAGGCAGCUGCCCUCAGAGACAGAAUGGCCAAGAUGGAAGCACAAAUCAGACGCCUGAAGGAGGACAAGGAGGAGAUUGCGGCUGAAAACACCCAAAUGGCCUCUGACAAAAUGCAGUCUCUGAUCAAACACGAGGCCGAGAUGAAGACUGUCAGAAACAGCCUGACUCUCCAAAUCAGCCGCCUGAAACAGGAGAAUGCGAAGAUGCAGGAGGAGCUGAAUGCGUCAGAUGACAGCCCUGAUACGACCCUCCUCCUUGAAGAGCGUCGUAGAAGCAUGGCCAUCAUUUCUGGCCUAGAACUCAAAAACAUCGAUUUGCUGUCCAAAUUGGAGAGCAUCGACGUCGAUCACCUGGAACGUGAGGUCGAUGACAUCAGAAACAGUGUCACUGAAAUACUACGAACAUUCACAGGUGGAAUCAGGGGCAUCAUCGAAUCCGAUCUACUGAAAAUAGAGGAUCUCCAUUCGAUAGAGCAGCGGAUCUGUAACAGAAUCAGGGCGGAAUACGAUGACAGAAUUGCCAGACUGCAACGGGCCUAUGACACCCUCGUAUCCACCCUGAAUGGACCCAAUCAGCUGAAUGAUGCGAAAACGAGCAUCCAGCGACUGAAGAUCGAGCAACUUGAACGAAACUCCAAGCUGCAGCACAGCACCAUUGAAAUGAUGAGCCAGGCCAUGGUGUUCAUGAAGAAGAAAAAGGGCGGAUCAACCAGCAACAAAAGUGUAGGAGAAUAA
This is a messenger RNA of Enterospora canceri, 1449 nucleotides long. The record is from the annotation of a GenBank genome assembly. NCBI's taxonomy places the organism in Eukaryota, Fungi, Microsporidia, Enterocytozoonidae.